Galeopterus variegatus (Sunda flying lemur) is the source of this 1740-nucleotide messenger RNA. RefSeq names its product laminin subunit alpha-1-like. The record is from RefSeq and is a predicted model, not a curated record. Gene Ontology annotation, biological process: cell adhesion. The coding region runs from base 1 to 1740 and encodes 579 amino acids. NCBI's taxonomy places the organism in Eukaryota, Metazoa, Chordata, Mammalia, Dermoptera, Cynocephalidae. The transcript has 13 exons.
AUGCGUGUUACCACUCUGUUAGCUGGAAGAAAAGUUAAAGACGUGGAAACACAAGCCAACCUUUUAUUUGAUCGGUUGAAGCCGUUGAAGAUAUUAGAAGAGAGCCUGAGCAGAAACCUUUCAGAAAUUAAACUGCUGAUCAACCAGGCCCGGAAACAAGCAGCUUCUAUUAAAGUCGCUGUGUCUGCAGACAGAGAUUGUAUCCGGGCCUACCAGCCUCAGAUUUCUUCUACUAACUACAACACCUUAACACUAAAUGUUAAGACGCGUGAACCUGAUAAUCUUCUCUUCUACCUCGGUAGCAGCACCAGUUCUGACUUCCUUGCUGUGGAGAUGCGGCGAGGGAACGUGGCCUUCCUGUGGGAUAUGGGCUCCGGCUCAGCACGGGUGGAGUUUCCUGACUUCCGCAUUGACGACAACCAAUGGCACAGCAUCCAUGUAUCCAGGUUUGGAAACACUGGUUCGUUGAGUGUAAAGGAAAUGAGCUCAACUCAAAAGCCACCAACAAAAACAAGUAAAUCUCCUGGAACAGCUGAUGUUCUGGAUAUAAACAAUUCAACCCUAAUGUUUGUUGGAGGACUUGGAGGACAAAUCAAGAAAUCUCCUGCUGUGAAGGUUACUCAUUUUAAAGGCUGCAUUGGAGAGGCCUUCUUGAAUGGAAAAUCCAUCGGCCUGUGGAACUAUAUUGAAAAGGAGGGCAAGUGCCAUGGCUGCUUUGGGAGUUCUGGUGGCUACAAGUCUGAAAUCAAGGUGUCAGCAGGGCUGCUUCAUUUUGAGGGCUGCGAGAGGCAGCCUGUACCAUGCACCCAGCUUCAGGUACCUUCAGAUUUUUGUGCUGGUUGUUUGCAUGUCCUUCCCUACAGGAAAGGUGUCAGUAGCAAAAGCUAUGUGGGCUGUAUCAAGAACCUGGAAAUAUCCAGAUCGACCUUUGAUUUACUCAGAAAUUCCUAUGGAGUGAGAAAAGGCUGUGUACUAGAGCCCAUCCGAAGUGUGAGCUUCUUGAAAGGUGGCUACGUUGAAUUGCCACCCAAGUCUUUGUCACCAGAUUCGGAAUUGCUGGCAACGUUUGCCACCAAGAACAGCAGUGGUGUCAUCCUGGUGGCCCUCGGCGGAGGUUCGGAGCAGCAGGGUCGUCGGCAGGCACGCGUGCCUUUCUUCUCCAUCAUGCUGAUUGAUGGCCACGUUGAAGUUCAUGUCAAUUCUGGGGAUGGAACCAGCCUGAGAAAAGCUCUCCUGCACGCUCCCACAGGCACUUACGGUGAUGGACGAGAGCAUUCCAUUUCCUUGGUUAGGAAUCGGAGAAUUAUCACUGUCCAAUUGGAUGAGACCAAUUCUGUAGAAAUGAAGUUGGGCCCAUUAGCAGAAAGCAGGACAAUAAAUGUGUCCCACCUGUACGUAGGAGGAAUGCCAGAGGCUGAGGGGACAUCAAUGUUCAAAAUGAGAAGCUCAUUCCAUGGCUGUAUCAGAAACCUGAUCUUUAACAUGGAACUGUUGGAUUUCACCAGCGCGGUGGGCUAUGAGCAAGUAGACUUAGACACCUGCGUGCGUUCAGAAAGACUGAGGCUGGCUCUUCAUGGAGAGGACCACGACCUCCUGCCAGAGUCCCUGGGUCCACCAAGUCCAGAACAGUGUGCAGUGGACACAGCUCCAGAGUAUGUUCCCAGCGCUCACCAGUUUGGCCUCAUGCAAAACAGCCAUUUCGUGUUACCUUUUAAUCAGUCGGCUGUCAGAAAGAAGUAG